UUUCAAAAAAAAAAAAAAAAAGGAAAAGAAAAGUAUUUUCUCGGCAGUAGCAGCUCUAGUGGAAUAUAACAGUUAUAAAUGGCCUCAACGACAACAAAUCAAAAUCAGAAUCAUAAAACACCGAAUGAUGAGGGUGCUACCGAAAAUUUGAUGAACAAUAAAUCUCACAGAGAUGAUAAAGGGGAAGGAGAAGAAGAAUUUGACGUUGACAAGUCUACGGCCGCCGUUGUGGUGCCACCUGAUAGCGGUUGGGCUUGGGUGGUAAUGGUUGCGUCAUUCUUUUGCUGCACUGUAAUCGACGGCAUUGUCUUUUGUUCGGGCCUUAUACAAGUCUCAUUAAUUGAAGAAUUUCAAGUGUCCAAAGGUUAUGUGGCGUUUGUCUCAUCACUAUUAAGCGGUUGUUAUCUGAUUGCUGGACCAUUUGUGAGUGCUUUAGCCAAUCGUUUUGGUUUCCGCCCAGUUACUAUAGCUGGCGGUUUAUUUGCAGCUGCCUGCUUUGCUGUAUCCAGUUAUGCUACCAGUGUUGAAUGGCUAUUCAUCACCUAUGGCAUCUUAGGCGGUAUUGGUUUUUGUAUGGUUUAUAUACCAGCCGUUGUCAUUAUUGGUUUUUACUUUGAAAAAUGGCGAGCUUUAGCAACAGGCUUGGCUAUGUGCGGCUCAGGUGUGGGCACAUUCGUAUUUGCGCCUUUAUCGAGUUACCUAUUGGAGAAUUACGGUUGGCGUCAAACAAUGCUGGUUCAAGGUGGUAUUAUAGUAUCAUGCGCUAUAUUCGGUAUGGCUUUCCGACCCAUACAACCCAUUACACUGGCAGUAACUGAUGGCGACAAUGCAGAUGCUGAACAAAAUAAGCAUAAAUUAAACGGCCAUACAAAUAAAGUAGCACCGAAAACACAAUUUGCGGCGAAUGCUUUCAGUAAGCCAUUGCCGGAGGGACGGUUUGCUUAUUCUAUGCCCAAUUCGGCUCAUAACACUUACAUGGGACAAUCGCCUAAACAUCACUAUCCGACGGCCGCGGAGGUUUUCAAAGGUGCAAACUUAGAGCGUAGAUUAUCAGGAGCGUCGGGUAAAAGUACGGAAAUGAAAAGUUUACGCAAAUCUCAACCCACCACACCUAAUGGCGAAGCUCAACAGAUUACGUUCAAUUUGAACAAAGAAUUGUCAACGGUGGGCGAGAACGAAGAAGAAACUGAGAAUGAAAAUUUGUUAACCUCAGGACCAAAGCCAGAGAUAACCCAAGGACGUAGGCACACUGUGUCCGGUAGACGGUCUCAAGAUUUGACUAAACGCAGUAACGUGGGCUCGCAAGAAACAGUACACGCUACCGUCACCCGUCCCAUGUAUCGUGAUGAUAUUUUCUUUUCUGGCUCUUUGACGCGCAUACCGCAAUAUCAAUCUCAAACUUCUUUAGCCUAUCAUAUGUCGGUGACACGUUUACCUACUAAACAAGAUGAAUUGGAGGAACGUCAAAAAGGUUGCCACCUAUGCCCGGAGGCCGUCAGGCGCACUCUAUCAACGAUGUUGGAUACUUCCCUGCUCAAAUCGCCCUCAUUCAUGUGUUUGGCUUUCUCUGGAUUCCUAACUAUGAUGGGCUUUUUCAUACCGUUCACCUUUUUAGUGCCGCGAGCAGAAUUGGCCGGCAUGUCAGCGAAAUCGGCUUUAGGUGUUGUGUCCGGUAUUGGUUUAGUUAACACAAUUGCUAGGGUUUUAUGUGGCUCUAUAUCAUCGUUUCCGAGCGUGAAGCCUUUACUACUUAAUAACGUCGCCAUCACGGCUGGCGGUAUUGCGACAAUGUUUAGUGGUGUUGUGAUUACACCAGCUACGCAAUGGACGUUCGCGGUACUAUUCGGUGUUUGUAUUGCAUGCUUUUCAGCGUUACGCUCCAUUAUAGCAGUGGAAAUGAUUGGCUUGGAAAAGUUAACAAAUGCUUUCGGUUUCUUAAUGUUAUUUCAGGGUCUGGCAGCGACUGUAGGCAGCCCCAUUGCCGGUGUUUUAUUCGAUAUGACAGGAAGUUACGACGUGUCCUUCUAUUUUGCUGGCGGUUUAAUAUUGCUUUCGGCCUUCCUAUGCUAUCCACUUACUUGUGUUUCGAAUUGGGAGAAGAGACGCAGCGAAAAGAGAAAUCAACAUUUAACGCGUGCUUAAAACCCUAAGUUUAUCCUAUCUUUUCUCUAUGUAAAGCCGU
Molecule: messenger RNA, 2182 nt
Organism: Glossina fuscipes
Lineage: Eukaryota; Metazoa; Arthropoda; Insecta; Diptera; Glossinidae
Product: monocarboxylate transporter 4
Exons: 3
Coding region: 79-2142 (687 amino acids)
Biological process (GO): monocarboxylic acid transport; transmembrane transport
Molecular function (GO): monocarboxylic acid transmembrane transporter activity
Source: RefSeq, a predicted model, not a curated record